AUGAUGGGACACUAUUCCUCCCACUGAUACCAAUGAUGGGGCACACUAUUCCUCCCACUGAUACCAAUGAUGGGGCACUAAUUCCUCCCACUGAUACCAAUGAUGGGGCACUAAUCCUCCCACUGAUACCAAUGAUGGGACACUAUUCCUCCUACUAAAACCAUGAUACCAAUGAUGGGACACUAUUCCUCCCACUGAUACCAAUGAUGGGACACUAUUCCUCCCACUGAUACCAAUGAUGGGGCACUAUUCCUCCCACUGAUACUAAUGAUGGGACACUAUUCCUCCCACU
Staurois parvus is the source of this 292-nucleotide messenger RNA. The record is from the annotation of a GenBank genome assembly. NCBI's taxonomy places the organism in Eukaryota, Metazoa, Chordata, Amphibia, Anura, Ranidae.